AUGGCAGAAGCCAGUAUUCUAGUGGCUCAGGAUGAGUUCAUGUGUUCAGUGUGUCUGGAUCUGCUGAAGGAUCCGGUGGCCAUUCCCUGUGGACACAGUUACUGUAAGAGUUGUAUUACAGACUGCUGGGAUCAGGAGGAUCAGAAGAGAGUCUACAGCUGCCCUCAGUGCAGACAGACCUUCGGUCCCAGGCCUGCUUUAGCUAGAAACACCAUGCUGGCUGAAGUGGUGGAGAAACUGAAGAAGACCAGACUCCAAGCUGCUGAUUGUGUCUCUGGAUCUGGAGACGUGGAGUGUGACGUCUGCACUGGGAGCAAACACAAAGCUGUCAAGUCCUGUCUGCUGUGUCUGAACUCUUACUGUCAGAAUCACCUGCAACAACAUGAGAGUUUCUUUAGAGGUAAGAAACACAAAUUGACUGAUGCCACUGGACGACUAGGAGAGAUGAUCUGCACAAGACAUGAAGAACCGCUGAAGCUCUACUGCAGAACCGACCAGCGCUGCAUCUGUUAUCCGUGUUUGAUGGAUGAACACAAGAACCAUGAAACUGUGACAGCGGAUGCAGAGAGGACAGAGAAGCAGUCCUUUCAAAGUUUCUCCGUUCCUCCAGAAGCUACAGAGCAGCCCAGCAUCACCAUCAGUCCUCACUUCUCUUUCAGUCAUGUGGGAAAAUCAGUUUCUAAUCUGAAAGAAAAACUGGAGGAUUUCUGCAAAGAAGAGAUUGAACAGAUUUCUGUAAAAUACAUUGAAAUUAUUCCCCUCAAAGAAUCGAAGACCAGGCCAGAGCUUCUGCAAUAUUGCAAGUUUCUCACUCUGGAUCCAAACACAGUGAAUAAAUGCCUCCAUCUGUCUGAGGGAAACAGAGUGGCUAAAGGCACUAAAAAAGCCCAGCCGUAUCCUGAUCAUCCAGACAGAUUUGAUUAUUAUUUUCAGGAGUUGUGUAGAGAGAGUGUGUGUGGACGCUGUUACUGGGAGCUGGAGUGGAGUGGAGAUAAUGGUGUGGAUAUAUCAGUGUCAUAUAAGAGCAUCAGCAGGAAGGGAUCGGGUAAUGAGUGUUGGUUUGGAUGUAAUGAUCAGUCCUGGAGUUUGUUCUGCUCUCCUGACAGUUACUCAUUCAUUCACAAUAACAUCCAGACUGAUCUCCCUGUAAAGUCCAUCAGCAGCAGAAUAGGAGUGUUUGUGGAUCACAGUGCAGGAACUCUGUCCUUCUACAGCGUCUCUGACACAAUGAGCCUCAUCCACAGAGUCCAGACCACAUUCACUCAGCCACUCUAUCCUGGGUUUUGGGUUGGUUAUGGAUCAUCAGUGAAACUGUGUGACCUAACAGCAGAGAUAGAAACUUGAGUCUGUGACUUGGACUCGAGUCGCACACAAGUCACAAAAGAACACAACUUGGACAUGAGACCA
This is a messenger RNA of Sinocyclocheilus rhinocerous, 1407 nucleotides long. RefSeq names its product tripartite motif-containing protein 16-like. The transcript has 5 exons. NCBI's taxonomy places the organism in Eukaryota, Metazoa, Chordata, Actinopteri, Cypriniformes, Cyprinidae. Gene Ontology annotation, molecular function: protein binding; zinc ion binding. The record is from RefSeq and is a predicted model, not a curated record. Bases 1 to 1344 code for a protein of 447 amino acids.